AUGACAGCAACAUCUUCCUUACUUCCUUCCGGCAUGGAGAUUCCUGCCGAGGAUCUUGAAAUGGCUUCGCCCUAUCAAGGUCAAGCUGAUGAUUUCGAUAUCGAUAUCGACCUGAUGGAGGAUCAAGUAUCCAACAUGGACAGCGACAUGAUGGGAGCGGACGAUUUCCCCAAUACUUCCCAGCCAUCUCUCUUCCAGAACGAUGUGGCAGAUGAUGCCGAUAUGGUGGACGAAGCCUCCGAAGGCUCUAUGGUCGAUGCAGACAAUCUGCCCGAUGAAGACCACGACAUCGAUGUUCAGUAUGACGACGUAACCUAUGAAGCCGAAAUGCUGGAAGGUGACCACAAUGAAACUGCCGAUGUCGAUGUGCCCACCAUCAAUGUUGAGACCACUCAAACUAUUGAGAAUAACGAUCCGAGUCAGAUUGCUCCGGAAACAGCCACCGAGCCCAACACCGAAGGCCAGGAAAUUCAGAGUCUACCCCCAGUGACCCUCCCCGCAGAGACGGAUCAGCAGGAGACUGUCAUUCAAGAACCACAAGUUUUGCAAGAAACAGUUCCUGUUGAAAAAGAUGAAAAAGUUCAGAAUGAACCUGUCCAGGCAGUUGAGAGUGCUGAACCUAUUGCCGACAACGACAACAGCGAAGUCGGUGAACGGACUAAUGAAACUGCAGAGAGUAACAUCCCUGGCCCUGAGGUGCAGCACACUCCCGACCACUCGGUUGAGAAUCUGGAAAAUCCCAAGGCCGCUGCUCCUAAUGCAGACCCUACUGCUGUUGAACACGAGGAGAUUCAUGUUUCUCGCGAAACAGAACAUGAGAAUACCCACGAGGAAGAGUCUCUUCACACUGUCAAGGUUAUCUAUCAGGAUAACGAGAUCUCCUUGUUCCCACCCCUAGAAGGUGACUCGGCCGAAACAUUCUUCCUUCAUGAUGAAGAUGUGGCCUAUGACAACGUCAGUAGAUUGUUCAGCUCCCUGCGUGACGUACUUCUGGAUAAUAUCGCCGAACACGACACUCUUGUUAUUGAUAUUGAUUCCCUUGGUAUUCAAUUAACAGAGGACUCUUCGGAUACAUCCAGAAUCACUUUACACCAGAUCCUAGAUAUUUAUCUUCGUCUCUGCCAUAAUGAUGGGAUCUAUGACCCAGACGCUCUCUAUCUGAGCCUUUCUAGCAAACCAGCUGUUCAUCAUGAACUGGCUAGUCUUGAUUCCGCCGCCAAGGAAGGCAAAGGUCUAUCUCAGAUUCACCUGUGGGCUGAUUAUGAUGAAGAAGACCCCGUCGUAGAAGACGCUCAUGGCACUCAUGAACAGUCUGACGAUGGACUGCAACGGGAUUCUCAGGGUAAUCAGCCCGGCGACGGGGCCGUCGCCUCCCAAAAAACAGAUUUGUCUGAUGAGGGAACGCAUGAGUCUGAUGAAAGCAAUGAUAUGGAAAACGUAGCAGACGAAGCUCAUCAAGGGCUCGAUUCCAGUGACGCUGGUAUCAAAACAAAUACCGAAUCUCGCUCCACGGAGGCUCAACACGAGCAAGAGACAAACCAGAGGAACGAUGAACACCAGGACAAACUUCACGGUAACGAAAGUCACACUGAAGAACCCGAUCUUGGCGAGAGACCAACAACGGAGUCAGCUGGCUCAGCGGUCCUUUCCGAACCAGCUGUGGCAAUUGAUCAGCCUGAGGAUGCAUCCGUAGAGGCCACUCACGACGGUCAUGAAGCUUUGGAGCAUCAUGAAGCCAAUGAAAACAACCAACGCCCUGGUAAUGAAGACCUUGAUGAUGACGAGUUCUCUGGCGCCGAUGACCUUGAAGUCGCUGAUCUUGCUGUUCCCGCUGAGCAAGUCGAUGAACAAGGGCAUGAGGAUGGUACUCACAGCGUUGAUUCGACAUUCCAACAUGAUGGUGAGCCCACGAGUGGCCUGGAAGCUGUUAAUCAUUAUGAUCACGUCUCCGAAGAAGCUCCGGAGUAUAAUACGGACCCCAAUGCCUAUGAGGAGUCGGAGUCCACAUUAGAGAACCUGCCCCGGGAAGAUGCCGAACGAACCCCAGAGCCCGAGGAUCACCUCCUUGAGAUUGCUGAAGACGUACUGCAAACUCCUGCCAAGGAGAAAAAGGACGACGGCAAUGCUCAUAGUGUGGAUAGCGUGGACCAAGAGUACCUUGACGAUUUUGCCGCGACUUCUUUUGCACAUGGUGAUGAUGAUGAGGACUACAACUAUGACUACGAAUUUGUUCCGGAGGAGGAAACUGAGUUGGGUGGAAGAGAUCCCUCUACUGACUUCCAUGCUCCCGACAAUCUCUCCGUGAAACGGUCCCGUGAUGAGGAUGAUGAGUGGGAUAUCACGGAAGCCACUACACCCGAACUCAAACGUCGACGACCUUCGUAA
This is a messenger RNA of Penicillium odoratum, 2385 nucleotides long. RefSeq lists its product as uncharacterized. The record is from RefSeq and is a predicted model, not a curated record. Lineage: Eukaryota; Fungi; Ascomycota; Eurotiomycetes; Eurotiales; Aspergillaceae. The coding region runs from base 1 to 2385 and encodes 794 amino acids. The transcript has 2 exons.